Messenger RNA from Lepidothrix coronata (blue-crowned manakin), 3198 nucleotides. RefSeq names its product solute carrier organic anion transporter family member 1C1-like. Lineage: Eukaryota; Metazoa; Chordata; Aves; Passeriformes; Pipridae. Gene Ontology annotation, molecular function: bile acid transmembrane transporter activity; protein binding. The coding region runs from base 436 to 2397 and encodes 653 amino acids. The record is from RefSeq and is a predicted model, not a curated record. The transcript has 14 exons. Gene Ontology annotation, cellular component: membrane. Gene Ontology annotation, biological process: sodium-independent organic anion transport; transmembrane transport; bile acid and bile salt transport.
AUCUCUGGGGAUCCCUGCUGCCAGGUAAGAUUUGGCUUUUCUUCUUCUCUUUGCUGAUUCACCUUUCAGAGAGAAUGUCCUUUAGCUGGGUUCAUGGGUGAACAGUCUCUGUACCAGCCUUCUGUGUCCACCCAUUGCAGCAAGUGCAGCUCCUGUGCCUGCGGGCUGACACGCAGUAAAGGCACGUCUAAGGAGGCUUACUGCAAAUGGGGGAGGUUCCGGGGGGGGGAAGGACAUUUUUCCAUUGCCUGGAGUUUGAAUGAGUGAAGGGAGACUCUUCAGGAACUGCCUAGACUUGUCUCAGCCCGCUGCAUGCAUGUUGAGGGAUGAGUCCGUCCUUGGAGCUGACCAUGAGGCACAGCUCCACAUGCCAGCUCCCGGGAGGGUGAGCGCCACUGCCGCCAGAGCUGUGUCACAGAGACAGAGGAUACCAUCAUGGAGGUUUCAUCAAAAGAAAAUACUCGCUUUUUCUCAAACAACACAAUCCUGCCCGUGGACCGAUCUUCAUUCAAAUCUGAAUCUUCUGCAUCCAGGGAAAAACACUCGUGUUGUGGAGGUAUAAAGAUAUUUCUCGGUGCAUUGUCUUUUGUUUAUUUUGCUAAAGCACUGUCAGGAAGUUAUCUAAAAAGUACUAUCACACAAAUAGAAAGAAGAUUUGAUAUCCCUUCCUCUUUGGUUGGCGUUAUUGAUGGAAGUUUUGAAAUUGGGAACCUCCUAAUCAUAAUUCUUGUAAGCUACUUUGGAGCAAAGCUUCACAGGCCAAGAAUAAUUGGAGCAGGCUGCUUAAUUAUGUCAGCUGGAACAUUCCUAAUUGCGAUGCCCCAGUUCUUCAUGGGACGAUAUCGCUAUGAAAGAUUCCCUUCCACCAUCAACUCGACUGUUAACAUCUCUCCAUGUCUGCAGGAUAAAAGCCAAACUCCACUCACAUCCUUGGAAAAGUCUCAAGCAAAAAUAAAUGAAGGAUGUGAAAAGGAAGCAGGCUCUUCCAUGUGGAUCUACGUUUUACUUGGAAAUCUUUUGCGUGGAAUAGGUGAAACCCCUAUCCAGCCUCUGGGAAUUACAUACAUUGAUGAUUAUGCCAUAGAAGAGAACGCUGCCUUAUAUAUUGGCUGUGUACAGACAGUGGCAAUUAUAGGGCCAAUAUUUGGCUUUCUUCUGGGAUCCCUGUGUGCCAAACUUUAUGUUGACAUAGGCUUCGUAGAUCUGGACAGCAUCACAAUAACUCCCAAGGACGUGCAGUGGGUGGGAGCGUGGUGGCUGGGUUACUUGAUAGCCGGUGUGAUCAGCGUUCUGGCCGGCAUCCCCUUCUGGUUCCUGCCGAAGCACCUCCCAAAACCGGAGAGCAGGAAGGACUCCAGCACCUCUUCUGAGCAGUCCAAGUUCAUCAUCGAGGAUAACAAGGACCAACACAAACCUUAUCAGCAAAAAACGAAGAUUGCUGAGAUGGCAAAAGACUUCUUUCCAUCACUGAAGUGCCUCUUUGGGAAUCCAGUUUACAUUCUGUAUUUGUGUGCAAGUAUCAUUCAGUUCAAUUCUUUAAUUGGCAUGGUGACAUAUAAGCCAAAGUAUAUUGAACAACAGUACGGGCAAACAUCUUCAAAAACUAACUUUGUUAUAGAAAACAUCUUCGCAAUUUCUCUUUUUCCUCAGAACCAAACUGAUUACGAGCAAGCCGUGUUUUCAGAGUGCAAUUCCGGCUGCUCGUGUUCCAAGGACGACUGGGACCCCAUCUGUGGAGAAAAUGGAGUUACCUACAUUUCUGCCUGUCUCGCCGGCUGCCAGGCGUCCAACGGCAGUGGGAAAAACACCGUAUUUUUUAACUGCAGCUGUGUGGGAACCUUUGAAUCUUCACAAAGCUCCUCAGCUGUGGUGGGACCGUGUCAAAAAGGAAAUGAGUGUCCAAAAAUGUUUCUGUAUUUUCUAGUAAUAUCGGUUAUCACUUCAUACACUUUGUCAGUAGGUGGCACACCCGGAUACAUCCUGCUUCUAAGAUGCAUUAAACCCCACUUGAAAUCAUUUGCACUUGGUAUCUAUACCCUGGCAAUAAGAGUACUUGCGGGAAUUCCAGCCCCAGUGUAUUUUGGAGUAGCCAUAGAUACCACUUGCCUGAAAUGGGGCAGCAAAAGAUGUGGGGGAAGAGGAGCGUGCAGACUCUAUGACUCCAGUGCACUCAGGUAUGUGUACCUGGGGCUGACUUUGGUGUUGGGCACGGUGUCCAUUUUCUUCAGUGUUGCUGUCCUUUGGGUUCUCCGGAAAAGGUCUUCUCCAGCAGAUGAGACCCUCUCAGCCAACGGGGAGAGAGGCACCUGUGGGACAAAGAGCAGAAAAGAUAAUUUUGUCAAUAGUGACUGUUUAAUUCAGUCAACUUACUGGCCAGAAAAGGAGACUAGACUUUAGGAAGACUGAGAUCUCCACCGUGAUUUUACCCAGUGAGUGGUGUUCCAGGCAAAAAUUCAUCGUCAGUGAAGCAGUAUCUUAGUAUCCACCCUGAAAAUGUUCAACUUCGUGUAAUUUUCACUGUAAAUGCCAAAAGAAAAGACAACCAUUUUUAGCAGAUGUACAGCUCUGAAUACACUGCUCACCAAUUUUUCUGCUGAGUGAGGGGAGGACUUACAGCUGGGGAGGGGCAGCUUCCUCCCUCACCAAGAAACCGUUUUUACGGCUGCUCCUCAUCUCCCUCCCUCAUCAAACUGCAACAGCUGCUGCUGCCCUUCUGUGUGUGAGGGGUAGUGGAGAGGCUGCCAUGCAGCUCUCUCUGCCGUGGAGCCAGCCCAAGAGGAGCUGGUGCACAAAACCUGACUUGGCAGCCUGGAAGGUGGAGGGAUCUUCGGCACGUAGCCCACCCUUGCAAACAGUGCAGCACGGGGCAGGAGGAAGGUGGUUUGCUGGAAGGUGAAAUCAGCUACAGGCUCUGGGCAUCUCAUGAAUUCAACCCAUAACACUUAGGACAUCAAAUGUUGUGGUUAGGGAUCCUUUUUCAAGUAACUCUGUCAUAAUACAACAGUAACAGCAAUAAAAGCUGUCGUUGCAGGCAAAGAGACCACAAGAGUAUUGACCAAAGGAAACUGGAAUAAAAUAGAGCUUUUUUAGGUUUUCAGCAGUUUCUUGCUACUUGCUAGUACUCAGUGUACUAAAUAAUUCCAUGCACUUUAUUCAAUGUAAUAACACCAUGAUAAAAGAUACGUAUGAUUUAUUUUU